This is a messenger RNA of Coniophora puteana RWD-64-598 SS2, 402 nucleotides long. RefSeq lists its product as uncharacterized. NCBI's taxonomy places the organism in Eukaryota, Fungi, Basidiomycota, Agaricomycetes, Boletales, Coniophoraceae. The coding region runs from base 1 to 402 and encodes 133 amino acids. The transcript has 2 exons. The record is from RefSeq and is a predicted model, not a curated record.
AUGACCUUGUCGUGCUUGCUCACGGUUUCCGCUACAUACUACGAGGCUCUCGAUGCGCGGGACAAGUACAUCAUCAUGAGCGUCCAAAACUACGAAGGCAAGGUGCACCGCUACGUCGGCUACCCGGUGGUGGACGCUCUCCAGAUGAUGGGCCGCGCACAUUGCCCGCGCGAGGAUGACCGGAGCCGCUGCGUGUUGAUGAUACAGCAGACGCGGACGGAGUUCUACAAGGAGUUUGAGGCGACUUACGGUGGCGGUGGGCGCAGCAGCAUCACGACAUUCACAAAGGUCCAGACGCAGGUGCCCCAGGUGCUCUAUAUGUUAGACGAGGCCGUGUUCAUCGGCGUGCCGACGGUUUCAGACGAGGCGAUCUGCGCGAAGCUCGCGCUGUUGAGGUUAUGA